This is a messenger RNA of Aspergillus aculeatinus CBS 121060, 996 nucleotides long. RefSeq names its product NADP-dependent oxidoreductase. NCBI's taxonomy places the organism in Eukaryota, Fungi, Ascomycota, Eurotiomycetes, Eurotiales, Aspergillaceae. Gene Ontology annotation, molecular function: oxidoreductase activity. The transcript has a single exon. Bases 1 to 996 code for a protein of 331 amino acids. The record is from RefSeq and is a predicted model, not a curated record.
AUGCGGACGAUCGUCCAGCCCGACGCAAGCGCCAAAACCCUAACCCUAACCACCGCCCCCGUCCCGACCAUCGACCCUGCAAAGGGCGAGCACCUCAUCCAAGUCAAAGCCUGCGCUCCCUGCGCAGGGGAGCUCCUCUGGCCGAAGAACUUCCCCCCGCCCAAUCCCCGAGAAUUGGUCCCCUGCCCGGACGUCGCCGGGACCGUCGUGGCCGGACCCAAGGACUCGCCUUUCCAACCAGGUGACAAAAUCUACGCGCGAACAAACUACCUGCGCCCGGGGAACGCGCGCGACUUUACUGUCUGCGUCACGGAUGAGAUGGCGCACGCGCCCAGGGGUCUGAGCGCCGUGGCGGCCGCGGCGAUCCCCGUGUCGGCGGAGACGGCGUGGCAGAUCCUGUUCAUCCAUGCGGGGGUGGCCGGCGCUGGGGAGGUGGAUCUUGCCGCUGCGGAGCAGGCGUGGAAGGGGAAGCGGGUGCUGGUGACGGCUGCGUCGGGUGGGGUGGGGAUCUGGGUCACGCAGCUGGCGACGCUGCUGGGGGCGAAGGUGGUGGGGACGUGUGGUGCAGCGAAUUCGGAGCUGGUGCGCUCUUUUGGCGCCGCGGAGGUGCUGGACUAUCGGCGGACGGGCCUGCGGGCGUGGGCGGAGGAGCAGCCCAGGCGGAAAGUGGAUGUGGUGGUCGACUGCAUCGGGCGGCAGUCGCUGGCGGAUGCGUGGUGGGCGGUCAAGGAUGGAGGGGUCGUGCUGAGUAUCUUUCAGCCGCCGGAGCAGGUCAAACCUGACGGGUGGGAGGGGUCAGCGGUGCGGAGCGUGUUUUUUGUUAUGGAGCCGGUGAGGAGGCAUCUCGAGGAGAUCACGAAGCUAGUGGAGCUCGGAAAGUGUCGCGGGAUGGUGGACAGUGUUUGGCCGUUGGAGCAGUAUCAGGAGGCGUUCAAAAGGUUGGAUGAGGGGCAUGCGAGGGGCAAGAUUGUUUUUGAUCUGUCUCUUAAUCUGUGA